AUGCUCAAGAUGAAAUCGGGACCUGCAAAUGUCAACGAACAAGUUUGUGAUUUAACAGAUGAACACAUGUCAUUUCGAAUCAACAUUAGAAUGAUAUAUCGUCAAUAUGUCAAUUUCAUGUCGCUUGCGAUAUUAAUUCAAUGUCGACAUAACAUCGCAAUUAAUGAUUUAAGUGAUAGCAUGAUUACACCCACCAUAAAAAGCAAACCUACUUCAAAGGCGAAAAAUGGCUAUAGGAUGGUAAUGACGUUUGCAUUUAUCAAGAUUAUAACAAUGCCCCUUCACACCUUGGUUCCUUUGGGAUUUAUGGAUAAUGUUAAUCGGGAUUUCAAAGAUAUUCUACAAAAUAUAGCAUCACGCUUACAGUACAAUUCAACAUUCUCUUAG
Molecule: messenger RNA, 387 nt
Organism: Funneliformis geosporum
Lineage: Eukaryota; Fungi; Glomeromycota; Glomeromycetes; Glomerales; Glomeraceae
Source: the annotation of a GenBank genome assembly